Scutellospora calospora is the source of this 198-nucleotide messenger RNA. The record is from the annotation of a GenBank genome assembly. Lineage: Eukaryota; Fungi; Glomeromycota; Glomeromycetes; Diversisporales; Gigasporaceae.
AUGAUUUAUAAUCUUGCUACAUCUGAUCAACUUGAAUUUUCUUAUCUCUACUUAUUUAAAGAAGAUUGGCAUGUAUCAAUUGCUGAUGAAUGCAAGAAAUCUCCUACUGUACGAAGAGUUGUAGAAAUUGUUAUUCAAAAUCCAAAUCUUCAUAAAGAGAUGCUUGCAGAUUACAAAAUUCCAAAUUCAGAUGACUAG